UUACCCGAUUUGACCCGCACUUAGUACUGGGCGAGUAUGAGUAUUGUAGUUGACGCCCUCGCUUCGCCUCUCCCAAUUGCCAUCACUGAGAGAUUGACAAUUCUAAUUUGUGGUCACGGUUCUUAAGUUUCGAUUACUAUUGAGCCGCGAUUAUCAUGGUUGCAUGCCGUUCGGUUGUAUUGGGUUCAACUGGUGUCGAUCGCAAAACGGUUUGAAUGCUUCCUCAUAUGACUGGUAUGAUCGAUUUUACUUCUAAACAAAAUUAUGGCGUUCUUAAAAAUUUAGUUAACAAAAAAAAUAUUUGUUUAUUUAAUUUGGAAGUUAAAUGUUGAUGUUAUUUGUUGGAUUGAAGUAUGAAAUAUGAAUGUUUAGAUGUUUGUGUUAUUUGUUUUAUUCAAAUCUCAAGUAUAAAUGUUUCGAAGUUGGUGUUAAAUGUUAUAUUUAAAUAUAAUACUUUUCAUUUUGUUUGAAAAUUUUCUAAAACGGCGUGAACUUAUUUAAACUAGGACAAUGCCACUUGUCAAACCGGCAUAUAACGAUAUCAACCGAUUUGAUAACCCUGCCGGUUAUCAUGGUUUGAUCCGUUUCCGGUUUGAGACCGGACAGCUGCACACCCCUACCGCCCAAACCAAACCCAAUUCCAACAACGACUCCCACUCUUACUCCCACUUCACCACUCCUCGCAGCCGCCGCUUAAUUUCGUUGCCGCCGUUCGCCAUCAUCAACCUCCUCGAGCUGCUGGUCGCCGCAGCAAGCUUCCCCGCUUGAAGUGGCAGUUUCCCAUUCUUCUCCCGUCGACCAGUCCAUCUUAGAUCUUCUUUGCUACAAGCAGUUGUCUUCUUUCUUCCCCCAUUUAUAAAUUAUACUACUUUUUGAUGAUUCCCACUUGGGCUUCGGUUUUGUCGAACAGUUUUCAAAUUUUGAAACUCCCUUUCCGACUACUUGUGCAAAGAAUAGCUAGUUUCUGACUUUGUCUUCCGCGGGUAGUGCCCUAGAUUGCGUCUUAGUGUCACUCUUUCUCCACGCCCCAUUUCUGCUUCCCCUUCUCUCUCUCAGCAACACCAGCCCUCCUCCCAGGUUAGAUUGCCGAAUGGGUCUUUGUUGAGUGAUCAAGAAGAGGAUAAAAGAGAGAUGUUGAGUAGCCGUGAGAUUCUCAACUUCUUAGUAAGGAAGAAGGACGCGAGGAAGAUACUGAAGCGCAAGGACAGUGAUGCUGGAGAACGAGGAAGGGCUCUGGAAGAACUGAGGUCCUCUUUGUUUAACAAGCUUCGGUCACCUGAGGGUGCGAAACGGCAAGAGCAACGCUACUGUGGUCCUAUCGUUGCCCUUACGUUCAACUUCGUCAUAGCUGUUGGCAUUAUUUUCAUAAACAAAUGGGUGCUUCAAGGCGUUGGUUUCCGCUUUCCUAUAUGUCUCACUUUUAUUCACUACUCAAUAAGCUGGAUUCUGAUGGCCGUUUUAAAAGCUUUGUCCAUUCUUCCUGCACCGCCUCCAUCAAAAGCUAACAACUUGACUUUGUUCACUCUUGGUUUUGUCAUGUCGCUUUCUACUGGCCUGGCUAAUGUUAGCUUGAAAUAUAACAGUGUGGGUUUCUACCAGAUGGCUAAGAUUGCGGUUACCCCUUCCAUUGUCCUCGCUGAAUUCAUAUGGUUGAAAAAGAGAGUCUCCUUCUCCAAGGUGGUUGCACUUACAGUUGCCUCUACUGGAGUUGCGGUCGCUACAGUUACUGACCUACAGUUUAGCCUAUUUGGCGCAUGUGUAGCACUAGCCUGGAUAGUCCCUAGUGCAGUGAACAAGAUCCUCUGGUCCACAAUGCAACAGCGUGACAACUGGACAGCUUUGGCGUUGAUGUGGAAGACAACACCAAUCACUUUAGUUUUCCUUACCGCGUUGAUUCCUUUCUUGGAUCCCCCUGGUGUCUUCUCCUACGACUGGACCUUCAGUAACACGACGUUGAUAAUCACCUCUGCACUUUUUGGUUUUUUACUCCAGUGGUCUGGGGCCUUGGCCCUUGGGGCAACAUCUCCUGUUUCCCAUGUCGUUCUCGGUCAAUUCAAGACCUGCAUUGUGCUGCUGGGGAACUACUACAUCUUCGGAUCAAAUCCUGGAGUGAUCAGCAUCUUCGGUGCAUUGAUUGCAAUCGGUGGCAUGUCUGGCUUCACGUAUCUUAAUCUACAGAAUGUCAAGUCCUCGUCGUCGCAAACGGCGCCUCAAAAAUCAUCAUCGAAAGACAAAUCCAGGUUGAGCAAAGAGAACGGAGGAGGCGACGGCAAUGAUGCAUAUGGGGAGGAAUCUGUGUAACUUAUUAACAACAUCAAUCUUUUCUUCAGUUGCUCGUUUGACUUGUUGUUGUAUCCCGUGAAAGCCCGAGUUUCUGUUCUGACUGUAGUCUAACUUUUGGAUGCCAGAUUUGCCAGGGGUCCAAAUUGAUGCCACGCAGUAACCAUUGUAGUAACCUUGUUGUAGGGGUAGAAACUAGAGAGGUCAAUGCUCUGUAAUCUGUAUUUUUCAAGUGCAGUUUUAGUGGUUUAGUUGCAUUAUAUAUGAGCUUUUAGUGGUAAACACAAUCCAAUGGUGAGUCUAACCAUCACAUAACUGACAACACGACCGGUUGCUACAACAUCCUGCUCGAUUUCACGAUCCUACAGGCGCAAAGAUAAUGCCGUUCGGAUGUUGGACGAUAGAGAUACGAGUUGCAAAAAUUUAGUACAAACAUCAUAAGUUUUAGUAGCGAGUGACGAACUUCAGCGUCGAAUAUUUAACUCGUUUGGAGUCCAAAUUCACUUCUGUCGAAUCACACAUGAUCGUGGAAUGAUGUCCGAUGUGUCUGGAAACCAAGAUUUGGCUCAUUUUAGAAUGAGAAUUCACUGAAUUGAGUGAAUUCACUCAAUUCAGUGAAUUGGACAGGAAUACAGUGAAAAUUACAGU
Molecule: messenger RNA, 2928 nt
Organism: Linum trigynum
Lineage: Eukaryota; Viridiplantae; Streptophyta; Magnoliopsida; Malpighiales; Linaceae
Source: the annotation of a GenBank genome assembly